This is a messenger RNA of Talaromyces marneffei, 1152 nucleotides long. RefSeq lists its product as uncharacterized. Bases 1 to 1152 code for a protein of 383 amino acids. Gene Ontology annotation, biological process: tyrosyl-tRNA aminoacylation. The transcript is spliced from 7 exons. The record is from RefSeq and is a predicted model, not a curated record. NCBI's taxonomy places the organism in Eukaryota, Fungi, Ascomycota, Eurotiomycetes, Eurotiales, Trichocomaceae. Gene Ontology annotation, molecular function: tyrosine-tRNA ligase activity; ATP binding.
AUGGACGCAUCUGCACAAGCCAGAUUUGAACUUAUACGAGAAAAUCUGGAUGAGAUUCUCAAUCCAGAAAUCAUUGAAAGCAUUCUCGCGGAGGGCCGCAACCCACGCAUUUACUGGGGCACCGCAACAACCGGACGCCCUCACACCGGCUAUUUCACCCCAGCCAUCAAAAUAGCCCAACUCUUGGCCGCAGGAUGCGAGGUCGUAAUCCUCCUCGCCGAUGUGCACGCAUUCCUCGACUCCAUGAAAGCACCUCUCGAGCUAGUGGAGAACCGUGUCAAAUAUUACGAAAGAGUAAUCCGAGCAAUACUAGAGGCUGUCGGCGUCUCAACCGAGAAACUCGAGUUUGUGCUAGGAAGUUCCUACCAGCGAAAUUCGGAUUAUGUCAUGGAUGUCUACCGACUGGCGGCCUUGACUACGGAGCAUGAUGCGAGGAAGGCCGGUGCUGAGAUUGUGAAGCAAUCUAAUAAUGCGCCGUUGAGUGGUCUACUUUAUCCUAUUCUGCAGGUUUUGGAUGAGGAGUAUCUCAAAGUUGAUGCUGAGUUGGGAGGCGUUGAUCAACGGAAGCUAUUUACGGCGGCAACCGAGUGGCUACCUAAACUCGGAUAUCGAAAGCGAGCGCAUCUUGUCACUCCAAUGGUCGCAGGCCUUAACGGAGGCAAAAUGAGUUCCAGCGAUCCAGAUAGCAAAAUCGACCUUCUCGACCCGCCUGAUGUCGUGGCCAAAAAGGUCCGCAAAUCAGAGGCGAUCCCACGAACAAUCGAGAACAAUGGUGUUAUUGCACUUGUCGAAUAUGUCUUACUUCCUGCUGCCAAACUUAGUGGGAAGAAUGAAUUCCGCGUUGAGUGCCGGGAUGCCGAGCCCUUAACUUAUACGAAUAUUCAACAGCUUAAGGAUGAUUAUGUCAACGAUAUCUUGACACCACAACUCCUAAAGCCUGCCGUUGCAGAAGCCCUAACAUACCUCAUGGCCCCUAUUAGUGAAGCCUACCAAAACUCACCGGAAUGGCAAGACAUUACUCUUAAGGCUUACCCACCUCCCGUCGUACAGAAAAAGCAGAAGAAGAUCAAGGACAAGGGUUCGCGGUACCCAGGACCUGACAAGGAGAUUGAGAUUCCAGUGCAUCCAAAGGUCGAGGUAGUUGAGGCUUAA